Trypanosoma cruzi is the source of this 212-nucleotide messenger RNA. RefSeq names its product nucleoside hydrolase, putative. The annotation marks the transcript as partial. The transcript has a single exon. Gene Ontology annotation, molecular function: hydrolase activity, hydrolyzing N-glycosyl compounds. NCBI's taxonomy places the organism in Eukaryota, Euglenozoa, Kinetoplastea, Trypanosomatida, Trypanosomatidae. The record is from RefSeq and is a predicted model, not a curated record.
AUGGUGCGACGGAAGGUCAUUAUCGACACAGACUGUGGAGGAGAUGAUGCCAUUGGAAUCAUGAGCGCCAUGACGCAUCCAGAAGUAGAGAUUCUGGCCAUCCUGGCUGUCUGGGGGAACGUGGAUGUUGAGCAGGGGAUGGAAAAUCUUGGAAAGUUACUCGACCUGUAUGGACGGGAUAUUCCCUUCUAUCGCGUGCCGCUGACCACUUG